AUGACUUUUAUUUAUGCAGAGGACAAUGCGAAGUCUACAGCUCCAGACAUGUUAGCUCUUGGAGAAGCAAUGACCACCACAAUCAAACGAUUUUCCAGCUGCAAGAAAAUUAGAGUUAAAAAUAACGAAAUAUCGAAAAUGCUUGAAGAAAUUAAUCAACAGCGCCUUAAAUUUCGAGAUUUCGCUAGUGACUCUGUGAAACAAUCCAGUAAAUUGGCAAGAUUUGCUGAAGAAGUCGUAAUAUUUGCCGAAUGUUGUAAUGAUGCUGAAUUCUCUAAAGAUGAUCUUUUAAAUAUGUUGAGAUUGCGUUUAUCUGAUGCUAGAAAAAAUAAGGAGAAUUCAGAAAUCUUACAACUAAAAAUUAGGCAUAUUAGGGACGACUUAACAGACGUCACUGAUAAGUUAGUACAAUAUGCUACAGAUAUCAAAAAUUGUCAUCGAAUUAUUGAUUCAGAUGUAGGAAAGAAAUUAUCAGAGAAAGAAGCAACUCAAGAAAAAUAUAAUGCUUCAUCAAAAGCAAAUAUUGCUCUAGCUAUUUUAGGUGCCUUGACAGCUUUAGCUGCAUCACCAUUUACUGGAGGUACAACUGCUCUUGCAGCAGUUUGUACUUCAGUAUUCGAUGCUGGAAUAUUCACAGCUACAGCUGGUACAGCCAUUGCGGGAGGGACAAAACUUUUGGCCCACAGUGAAGGCGCAGCCAUAGAUUCUUUAAAUAAGAAAUUACUCUCAGAAAGAGAUCAUUUAACCAAUAGCAUAGAGACUUUGAAUAAUGAUCUGAUAUUAAUCAUUAAAACUUGCCGUAAAUUUAUAACUUUUUGGGAAGAGCAAAUUGAUGCAAUUAACUCUAUUAUUGAAAAACUUGAACCUUUGAAUAAUCAGGAAGCACUACGAAACGUUAAACUGAUUGCAUAUGGUCUUUUAAAGACAUGGAAAAAUGUAAACAGUCACUGUAAAGAAUAUAAUCGUAUUAUGUAUGCUGAACUAGAUAAUGAUGCUUUGUUGAGAAAUGCGGUAACUAUUUCUGCUAGUUUUUGGUAA
Molecule: messenger RNA, 1038 nt
Organism: Dentiscutata heterogama
Lineage: Eukaryota; Fungi; Glomeromycota; Glomeromycetes; Diversisporales; Gigasporaceae
Source: the annotation of a GenBank genome assembly